Molecule: messenger RNA, 1745 nt
Organism: Musa acuminata subsp. malaccensis (wild Malaysian banana)
Lineage: Eukaryota; Viridiplantae; Streptophyta; Magnoliopsida; Zingiberales; Musaceae
Product: acetolactate synthase small subunit 2, chloroplastic
Biological process (GO): L-valine biosynthetic process
Cellular component (GO): cytosol
Molecular function (GO): acetolactate synthase activity; acetolactate synthase regulator activity
Source: RefSeq, a predicted model, not a curated record
CUCUCUCUCUCUCUCAGUCGCGGAUUCGCAGCCAUGGCGUUCGCCACUUUUCGGCCGUCGUCUUCGAUGAUGACGAAACCUUUCGCGGGACAUCGAUCGCGCAGGGAUUUGGUGCCCGGGAGGGGGACAACCAGGAUCGGCGAUUUACCCGGGGCGGUGGCGCUAAGAUCGAGACCCCGGCGUGGGUUCGCGGAGAUCCACGCCUCCGGCGCUGAGGAUCGUAGCGGCGAGACGACGCCGCCGCCCUUGAGCCCUUUGCCACCUCCGACGCGUCAUGACCCGGUGAGACGCCAUACGAUUUCGGUCUUUGUUGGGGAUGAAAGUGGAAUGAUAAAUCGAAUAGCUGGGGUUUUUGCUAGAAGAGGAUACAACAUUGAGUCACUAGCUGUCGGCUUGAAUACGGACAAGGCGUUGUUCACUAUAUCUGUCUCAGGCACCGAGAAAGUGUUGCAACAAGUUGUCGAGCAGCUUUAUAAGCUUGUGAAUGUUUUAAAGGUUGAAGAUCUCUCAAGAGAGCCACAAGUGGAACGAGAAUUGAUGCUUAUAAAACUCAGUGUGGACCACCACAGGCGCCCAGAGGUGUUGGGCUUGGUUGAUAUUUUUAGAGCAAAAGUAGUUGAUAUUUCAGAAAAUUCUAUUACUAUAGAGGUAACUGGAGAUCCUGGGAAAAUAGUUGCAGUUCAGAGGAGCCUGAGCAAGUUUGGGAUCAAGGAAAUUGCUCGAACUGGCAAGAUUGCUUUAAGGAGGGAAAAAAUUGGAGACACAGCCCCUUUCUGGAGAUUCUCUGCUGCUUCUUAUCCAGACCUUGAGAGCAUGAGUCACAUGGCUAUACUUCAGUCUCCCAGUGGAACAUUCAGUGGCGACUUGGAACAAUCAUCUGGAGGGGAUGUUUAUCCGGUGGAUCCCUACAAUGGUUUUGUGGUCAAUCAAGUUCUUGAUGCACAUUGGGGCGUUCUUGAUGAUGAAGAUUCAAGUGGACUUCGUUCACAUACUUUAUCCAUCCUCGUAAAUGACAUUCCUGGGGUCCUGAACAUUGUCACUGGGGUGUUCUCUCGCAGGGGUUACAAUAUUCAGAGUCUUGCUGUUGGUCCAGCUGAAAAGGAAGGUAUAUCUCGUAUUACUACGGUGGUCCCUGGAACUGAUGAAACUAUUGAAAAGUUAGUACAGCAGAUUUACAAGCUUAUUGAUGUCCAUGAGGUUCACGAUAUCACUCAUUUGCCUUUUGCUGAACGAGAGCUGAUGCUUAUAAAGGUUGCUGUAAACACUGCUGCCCGAAGAGAUAUCCUAGACAUCGCUGAGAUUUUUAGAGCAAAAGCUGUGGAUGUUUCUGGUCAUACAAUCGCACUUGAGCUCACUGGAGAUUUGAACAAGAUGGUCGCACUGCAAAGGUUAUUGGAGCCCUAUGGCAUCUGUGAGGUGGCACGAACCGGUCGGAUCGCUCUAAUCAGAGAGUCAGGUGUUAAUUCCAAUUAUCUACGUGGUUAUGCUCUUCCGAUAUAGCUCCUCUGUUUUGCGAUCAAAUAGGCAGCCCGGAUGUGAAUAAAUCGAUCACUUUUCCUAUCGGAGUUCUUUUAUGGUUUUCUCUUUUUGUAAGUGGUUUAGAUAUCAAAGAAGAUGGGAAGAGACCCCUUCUUGGUACUGUAGCUGAUUUCCUAGCACAUAAUUGUAAUACCCAUUCUGGAAUUGAUGUCCCAAAUUGUAUUCUUCUAUUAGAUCAUGAGGAUUUGGAUGGGUGUUGAUAAGAU